AUGAAACUUGAGUUGGGAAAAAAAUGUUUGUUAGAACACUUUGAGUUUAAAGUAGAUAGAUCUUCUAAAACUCGGUACGAAGUGUCAUGUUUGGUGGACGGUUGCGUUUGGCGUUUUCGUGCAAUAAGUUUUGGGGAUAGUGGGGUGUUUUUUGUUAAGAGUUUUAACGAUAAACACACGUGCUCGAAGACGCUAACGUACCCACAUGUUCGUCAGGCAAACCCAAAGGUUGUUGCUCAUUAUUUAAAAGAACCUUUAAAAGACAGUGGUAGAAUAUAUCGUUGUAAUGAAAUAGUGAAAGAUUUUAGACAAAGAUUCCAAGUUGAGAUAACCACUAGUCAAGCUUGGCGUGGAAAAAGUCUGGCACUAGAGCUUUUACAAGGAUCAAGCAGAGAUUCGUUUGCAGAACUACCAUUUUACUGUUACAAUCUAGAGCGGGCAAAUCCUGGUUCUGUCACACAUAUCAAGACUGAUGACGAGCGUCCGUUUGAAAUGGUCUUUAUCGCGAUUGGUGCUGCGAUUCGUACCUUUAUCUGUAAUCUAAGACCGGUGGUGAUCAUUGAUGCUGCACACCUAAAGGGUGAAUUUAAAGGGACGUUAUUUUUAGCAGUAGGGAUGGAUGGAAACAACCAAAUUUUACCAAUUUCCUAUGGAAUAGGAAAAUCAGAGGAUGGUGAAUCUUGGACAUGGUUUCUGUCAAAGCUUAAAGAAUGUAUCGGUGAAAUACCUGAAAUGGCGAUAAUAUCGGAUAGAGCGAAUUCUAUACAUCUAGCUCUGUGGUGGAAGAUAUGCAAAUCGUACCGAUUGUCUGAUUUUAACGAGUCAUUCAAUGCUCUUUGUCUUGCUGUUCCUAGAGUACGUCACACUCUAACAAGUAUUGGGUUCGGUAGAUGGGCAAGGGUGCAUUGUCCAUGCAAUCGAUAUCAUUAUAUGACAUCUAACAGCGCGGAGUCUAUUAACGCUUUAUCUAGACACUCGCGUAAAAUGUCGGUAACGCAACUCUUAGAGUUCUUCCGGCAAUAUGUACAGAAAUGGUUUUACGAUCGCUGUUUGCAAGGUAUUCAUGAAAAACAUUUACUUACACAAUGGGCACAGAAGAAAAUUUUUAAAAAAAUUGAAGGGUCUAGAACCUGGACGGUUGCUGGGAUUGAGUUAAACAGUUAUUCUGUUGCAGACAGUGGAACGAGGGGUUUAGUUGACUUUGUUAAUGGAACCUGUAGUUGCCGAGUUUGGCAGGUUUCUGAUUUACCGUGCGGGCAUGUUAUUGCCGUGUCAAAAUUUUUAGGUGAAACCGAUUGCAGUAAGUAUUGCUUCCCGUGUUACUCAAACGAAGUCUAUAAAAAAACUUAUGAAGAAGCAAUUUAUCCACUUCCUCAUAGAUCUGAAUGGGAGAUUCCAGAAGACCUUAUCAAUCUUCAACCGUCGCAUAUGACAAAACGCCAGGCUGGUCGUCCUCGAGAAAACAACCGGAUCUUAUCCCGCGGGGAAGAACCUACUCCCCUGUAUUGUUCCCGGUGUAACUCAUACGGUCAUCAUCGGGAUGUCUGUCGGCAGCCCAUGCCGUCAAAAAUUCGUACUCGCAAAGGCCCAGACAAAGGGAAAGGGAAAGAAACCGAUGAUCCUGAUCAUUUUACACAAUCUCCGUCUGAUUAUAUGUAUCCGUCUUUUAACUUGGGAGACUUUUAA
Helianthus annuus (common sunflower) is the source of this 1686-nucleotide messenger RNA. RefSeq lists its product as uncharacterized. The transcript is spliced from 3 exons. The record is from RefSeq and is a predicted model, not a curated record. Lineage: Eukaryota; Viridiplantae; Streptophyta; Magnoliopsida; Asterales; Asteraceae. Gene Ontology annotation, molecular function: zinc ion binding. Bases 1 to 1686 code for a protein of 561 amino acids.